Messenger RNA from Parnassius mnemosyne (clouded apollo), 4359 nucleotides. The record is from the annotation of a GenBank genome assembly. Lineage: Eukaryota; Metazoa; Arthropoda; Insecta; Lepidoptera; Papilionidae.
AUGGCCGUUACGCGCUCUGAGGGAAGGGGCAGCAAGCCGUCGUCGUCCAAGGCUACCACCUCGGCGACCGGUACCACCAGUGCGGAAGCCAGUACGGAAUCAACAGCUACAGGGACGACCGCCACGGAGACUUCGGAGUAUACAGACACCUCCGCGGCGACUGAUCCAUCCACCGUGACUUCCGCCACCGCAGCGACCACUUCGUCCGCCGCCACCUCAGCCUCAGCCGCAACCGCCGCCCCCGCCACGCACCCCGCCAGCGCCGUCGCUCCUUCCGUAACACCAUCCGCGGCGACGACACUAACUGCGGGUGCGAAGGCCAAACAGCUGAUGAAGCCGCCCGCUACUGUCACCAGAGCAACUCACCGAGAAACAGAAACUUCUACAGUGAAGCGAGCCAUAAGAAGCAUCGCCGGUCCAUCAAAGCAAACCGGGCUACAGGAACCCCGCCCGCCCAGCAAGAAGGGAGGUGGAGGGGGAUCUACACGCAGUAGAACGAAGCAGCUCAAGCUUGCAAAGGCGAAAGAAGAUUUACUACGCCUUCAAGUGGAAUUAGCCGCAGCACGCCUUGCUGCCUUAGAAAGGGAAGACUCAGAAGAGGAGGAGGAAGAAGAAGAUGACGCAUCCCUCUACUCAAGAUCAGAAGUCAAUACAAGAGUGGACGACUGGUUGGAGAAUCAAGUGAAUCGCCCGGUGUUAGCAAUCACCAACGAACCUCACCAUGCCAUAGAAGAACCAACAGCCGCCCACGUAGAAGAACCAAGGCACGAAGAAACACAUCAGUCACCGGCGGGAGGUCAAACUGACGUAGCCCUCCUGGCUGAAGCCAUCACUCGGGCUGUCAGCGCCGCCCAACGACCUAAGUUCGUCGAGUUACCAUUCUUCAGCGGGUCUCAUCAGGAAUGGCUACCCUUUCGCGCCGCCUACUACGAGACAGAAGCGACAUUCAGCGUAGUUGAAAAUACGAAUCGACUCAGAAGAAACUUGAAAGGGAAGGCCAAGGAAGCAGUUGAAGGCCUACUUAUGACCAACGCACACCCGGCUGAAGUAAUGAAGACUUUGGAGUCAAGAUUUGGAAGACCAGAGUCAAUAGCCAUGCUGGAGAUGGAGACGCUUAGAGGUCUGCCGCGCCUUACUGAGUCACCAAGAGACAUAUGCAUAUUCGCCACCAAGAUCUCCAACGUAGUGGCGACACUGAAGACUUUGGGUUGUUUUAACUACAUGUACAAUCCUGAACUCGCGAAGACAAUAGUAGACAAACUGACGCCAACUCUGCGUUAUAGGUACUACGACUUCUCAGCCAUGCAGCCACGUGAAGACCCUUGCCUCAUCAAGAUAGAGAAGUUCUUCAAAAGGGAAGCAGAACUGUGUGGACCCUACGCGCUGCCCGAACAGAUGACACCGCCUAUUACAGCCGCACCACAAAGGAAGACUCAAAGGAUCAACAACGUGACUGAGAAGACAUACAUACCAAGAUGCGUCGUAUGUGAAGAUACGGGGCACACCAACGCCACAGAAUGUGAACAAUUCAAGAAGUUAGAUGCAAAUGCAAGAUGGGACAUGGCCAAGUCCAAGCGCCUCUGCUUCAGGUGUCUUCGCUAUAGGAACAAGACACACCACUGCCGACCCAAGCCAUGUAAUGUCAACAGCUGCAAGUACUCUCACCACAAGAUGCUGCAUUACGAAAAGAAGUCAGAAGAUUCAGAAGCAAAAGAAAAUCAAGGGGCAACAGAGGUCAUCAACUCAACCUGGACCGUCAAGAAGCAAUCAUAUUUAAAAAUCCUACCGAUCCAGGUCAAAGGACCAAAAGGAGCUGUCAACACCGUCGCGUUGAUGGACGACGGCUCAACAGUCACGCUCGUCGACGAUAGUAUAGUAACAAGCGUCGGAGCAACGGGCCCCAUAGACCCACUGAAGAUAGAAACCAUCAACGACAAGAAAGUAUCGGAGUCAGCAUCGAGGAGAGUCACCAUCAAACUAAAGGGGCUCAACGAUCAUGAAGAACAAAUACAAGCACGCACAGUGAAGAACCUGCAAGUCUCAUCUCAACGGGUCCCACAGGAUCUAGUGGAGGAGUGUCAACACCUCUCUGAUAUCCAAGGACAUCUCACAUAUGCAAACGCCAAGCCACGAGUGCUGAUCGGACAAGAUAACUGGCAUCUUCUGCUGACAUCGGAAGUAAGAAAAGGAGAGAAGAACCACCCAGUGGCAUCUCUCACGCCACUAGGUUGGGUACUCCACGGCAGCCAGACACGAAGCUUCGGACGGAACAUCGAUUUCGUAUCACACAUCGUAGAAGAUCCAGAGGAGAAUCUAGAAGACCUCGUGAAGCGAUACUUCGAGAUGGACGCACUUUGUAUAAAGCCCAAGAGACCGAAGACUGAUCCAGAAGAACAAGCACUUCGUAUCUUGGAAAGGACCACAACGAAGACAGAAGAAGGAAGAUUCCAGACCGGUCUUCUCUGGCGCAAAGACGAUGUCAAGUUACCAGACAAUUACGAAAACUCACUGAAGAGGCUCUUCAACAUAGAAAAGAAGAUCGAUCGUGACCCCACGUUAAAGAAGAAAUACGUGGAACAAAUGAACGCUCUCGUCGCAAAGGGGUACGCCGAACCCGCCCCAAAACAGAAGACAGCUGACAAAACUUGGUACCUACCUCACUUUGCAGUAGUCAACCCAAUGAAACCGGAGAAAUUACGGGUGGUACACGAUGCCGCAGCCAAGACCAAAGGAGUGGCACUUAAUGACAUGCUACUCAAAGGGCCCGACCUACUACAAUCGCUACCAGGUGUCGUCAUGCGCUUCCGACAACACAUCAUCGCGGUUACGGCGGACAUCAAAGAGAUGUUCAUGCAAGUCAAGUUGCGAGAACAAGACAGGGACGCACUGCGGUACCUAUGGCGUGGGAUUCGACGAGACAACCAACCUCCGGAAGAGUACAGAAUGACAUCAUUAAUUUUCGGAGCAUCGAGUUCGCCUUCGACAGCAAUAUACGUCAAGAACCUAAACGCCAAACAGCACGGGGAAACUCACCCAGAAGCCGCAGCGGCCAUCAUAAUGAAGCAUUACGUCGACGACUACUUGGACAGCUUCAGAACCCUCGAAGAUGCCAAACGCAUCACGAAGAGUGUACGAGCCGUGCACAUGAAAGCCAGCUUCGAGUUGAAACAGUGGAAAUCAAACUCAGCAUCACUCCUAGAAACACUUGGAGAAGACAGCCAGACAGAAGACAUGGAACUCUACAAAACAGAAGAAAAGAUGGAACGAGUUCUGGGUGUUGUUUGGAAGAUCCACUCGGACGAACUCACCUUCAACCUCAACUUAGCCAGAAUACCCUCAACACUCCUAGAAGGGAAGCAGCCGACGAAAAGGGAAGCACUGAGAAUAGUGAUGUCGCUCUUCGACCCGCUCGGAUUCGCCUCGCCUAUCACCAUCAGGGCAAAACAACUCCUCCAGGAAGUCUGGCGUAGAGGAACAGCAUGGGACGACAAGAUCGACGAAGACCUGGCAGAGCAGUGGAAAAUGUGGAUGGAGCAUCUGGAAGGCCUCCACGAAAUAGCAAUCCCGCGACAAUAUCUUCACUACAGUGACGCGGCCUCCCUAGAACUCCACAUCUUCAGCGAUGCCAGCGAGUCAGCUUAUUCGGCGGUCCUCUUUUGGAGAGCUGUAACAGCAGUAGGCGAGGUCCACCUAUCCCUUAUUGUGGCGAAAGCAAAGGUGGCACCGUUAAAACUGACGUCCAUCCCAAGAUUGGAGCUACAGGCAGCAGUCAUGGGCACCAGGCUCGCAGAAACAGUAGUCGAAGAACACGAGAGGAAACCUGACCGCAAAGUAUUCUGGACAGACAGCAAGACAGUACUAACCUGGAUAAGGACAGGGUCACGUUCAUAUAAGCCCUACGUGGCUCACCGUCUAGCAGCAAUAGAAGAGAGUUCCAAAGUUAACGACUGGCGCUGGGUUCCGACAAAGCUGAACGUGGCGGACGACGCCACACGAGACGUACCAGCAGCAUUUAAUAAAGAACAUCGAUGGUUCAAAGGGCCUGACUUCUUAUACCUAACAGAAGACUUCUGGCCGACAGAAACCACAAGAGCAACAGCGGAAGAACCUUCCGACGAAGAAAGGACACAUUACGUGAGCAACAAAAGAAGAUUGAGGCUUGCCGAAGGUCUACCUGAUCCAGCGAAGUUCUCCAACUGGGACCGACUCCGAUACUCAACCGCACGUGUUCUACAGUUCAUUCAACUCUGCAGAAACACCAAACAGAGAGUCAACUACAAACUAGAAACUAGAAAUGGGCCGACUCCCCCAGGAAAGGACCACCCUCUCACAGAAUGCCAGCGUAAAAUAGCAGGUUAA